CAUUGAACCUUUUGUUUAGCGACGUUCCCGUUGCUGUUGCAUUUUCGGUUUUUUUCAACUCCUUAAGGAGAGCGUAUAAAGCUCAAUCACACAUCAGAGAUCCAUGCUAAUACAUGUCACCAGUGGCAGCGAGACCGAAAAGGAUCGUGGUAUACCAAGUAAGACUUGAUUUCUAUUUACUAAAUGGUAACGUAUUAUUUCUUUUAACAGAUCCGCUGCGUUUCCUGGUUGAACCAAACAACAACACGGCUACUGUCGGGGACUCAGUUUGGUUUCACUGUGUCGCCACAGGCAGCCCAAAACCUAGAAUCACGUGGCUCAAACAUGGUCAAGGCGGGCGACCUCUGGACGAAGAAAAAUACAAGGCACACGAGAACGGAUCACUUAACAUAAGAGACGUGCAGUUAAGCGAUGCAGGCAGCUAUUUCUGCAUAGCUGCAACAAAUGUUGACUUGAAGCAGAUAACAGUGCACUUGGAAGUGAAAGAAAACUCAAAGCAGACUGAUGAAGAGCUAGUAAAUCAAAUAGAGAUGUUCAGUUCAGGCCACAUGGAAUUUAGUCAAUCUCUUGCUAUUGUGAUGAUCUGUGUUUCAACAGUGAUAAACAUAGUUACGUCUAAUAUAUGUUUGAUGUAGCUAGAAGGUCGCCCAAUCAUUUUAUCCAAACGUUGCAGGUAGAUUGAUUAAGUUUCUCUGGUUUUCCCCCUGGUGUCUGGUGUUAAAAUUCAUCGAAAAAUAGCUGGAUAAUUUAUCGAGAGAUUUACAUAAAUUGACCUAGUUAGGUUGAAUCUCCACAUAGCACGCGUGAGCCUUUUGAAACUGUAUGUUAGAAUUAUUCGCAUUGCUCAAGUAAAUACAGUGUUUGUGCAAUUGAAGUUUUACUACACCGAGCACAUCUGGGUAUCUAUUCAGUUCGGGUCAAGCCUUGAUACUAUGAACUCAAAUGGCUUGGUUGCAUAUUUCGCAAGCCUGCAACUUGUCCAUCAACGUAGGUUGUUAGAGGUGCUAAUAAACUGUAUAUAAGAGUGUUUCUAUUUGA
This is a messenger RNA of Orbicella faveolata, 1038 nucleotides long. RefSeq names its product contactin-4-like. Gene Ontology annotation, biological process: dendrite self-avoidance; homophilic cell-cell adhesion; axon guidance. The record is from RefSeq and is a predicted model, not a curated record. Gene Ontology annotation, cellular component: axon; plasma membrane. Gene Ontology annotation, molecular function: cell-cell adhesion mediator activity. Lineage: Eukaryota; Metazoa; Cnidaria; Anthozoa; Scleractinia; Merulinidae.